This is a messenger RNA of Colletotrichum graminicola M1.001, 2889 nucleotides long. RefSeq lists its product as uncharacterized. Lineage: Eukaryota; Fungi; Ascomycota; Sordariomycetes; Glomerellales; Glomerellaceae. The record is from RefSeq and is a predicted model, not a curated record. The transcript is spliced from 6 exons. Bases 1 to 2889 code for a protein of 962 amino acids.
AUGUUCGAGAAAGCCAUAGUGACAUUCUCGCCGGAGGAGGGGGUGGCGACCCUCAACUUGGUCAGGGCAGCCAUUCUGGUCGACGAGUCGGAUCCGGUAGGCAUUCAUAUCGCGGCACGGAAUCUUGCAGAGGACUUCGGCCGCGUGACCCGAUCUGAUGCUAGCGAGGUCACCGUCAUCAACAGCAACCAGUACAACGUAUCCUUGAAGACGAGUACGGCCAUUGUUAUCGGAUGCGUUCGAUCAAGUCAAAUCAUCCAGCAAUUGGAGAAAGAGGGUAAGCUCGACUCUGGAAAGAUGCACGGGAAAUGGGAAUCGUUCACCACUGCCCUGGUCGAACGACCUCUACCAGGCAUUGAGAUGGCGCUUGUGAUCGCCGGGAGUGACAAGCGGGGCGCGAUAUUUGGCGCUUACACGUUGUCUGAGCAGAUCGGGGUUUCACCUUGGUAUUACUGGGCGGACGUGCCGCCAAAGCUUCACAAGGACAUAUUUGCAUUGAGAGAACCGACUUAUCAUGGCGAACCAAGCGUUCGCUUCCGCGGUCUCUUCAUCAAUGAUGAAGCCCCCGCCCUGACAGGAUGGGCCAAGGCCACGUUUGGAGGCUACAACUCGGAAUUCUACAAGAAAGUAUUCGAACUGUUGCUGCGUCUCAAGGCAAACUUCCUGUGGCCAGCCAUGUGGCCUGGCUACCCAAACCCGGGCGCAUCUUUCUUCACCGACGAUCCCGAGACCGCCCAGGCCGCCGAGGACUAUGGCAUUGCCGUGUCUACAUCGCACCACGAGCCCAUGCAGCGGUUAUCAAACGAGUGGUUCAUGAACAACCCGGACGGCAGCUGGAACUGGCUCACAAACAAGGAGAACAUUGCCAAGUUCUUCGAGGAAGGUGUGACGAGAGCCAAGGGCCGCGAGUCCUACUUCACACUGGGCAUGCGUGGAGAAUACGACCGGAAGAUGAAGACGGAUGAUCCGGCUGCAGUAGUGCGCGACGUGAUCAAAACUCAACGGGCACUUAUCAAGCAGGUUAACGGAAGCGAGGACGCCGUGCCACAGCUCUUGGCGCUGUAUAAGGAAGUACAGGAGCAAUACGAAGGGGGCAACCUCGAUGUCCCAGACGAUGUCACUCUGCUCUUUUCCGACGACAACUUUGGUAGCAUCAGACGCCUCCCGUCUGGAGCAGAAAGGGACAGAAAAGGAGGAGCAGGAAUAUACUAUCAUUUUGAGUACGUGGGCGUACCUCGCAGCUACAAAUGGAUCAACAGCAACUCUCUGGGGAAAGUUUGGCAUCAGCUGCAAGAAGCACACAGACGCGAUGCGAAGCAAAUCUGGGUCUUUAAUGUCGGCGACAUCAAGCCAAUGGAGGUUCCGCUCACAUUCGCAAUGACGAUGGCCUGGAACAUCAACUCCAUCGAGGCGACUUAUUUCGCCAAAUUCUAUCAGACAAUGGCAGAAGUCAAUUUUGGAAAACAGAAAUCCGAGGAGAUUGCAACAGUCUGGCAAAAGUACGACCGCCUGGCCGCUCUUCGGAGACAUGAGCACAUCGAAUCGACAACCUUCUCCCUUGUCAACUACAACGAGGCAGACGACGUCCUCGGCCGUUGGGAAGCUCUGCUCGCGCUCGCCGAGGACAUCCACAGGGAUGCACCGGAAGAGCAAAAGGCCGCAAUAUACGAAACGGUCCUGCACCCGGUCGCGGCCUCCACCAUCUUCACAAAGCUCCAGAUCACCCUGGGUCGGAAUCGGCUCUACGCCCGACAGCGAAGAAAUACAGCCAACAGGCUCGCCCGGAAAGUCCUUGAUCUCUUUGAUGCGGACUACGACCUAUCCGAGGAGUUCCACGGGCUUCUGGGCGGGAAAUGGGACCAGAUAAUGCGGCAGACGCACUACGGCUUCGAAGACACCUGGCAUGCUCCGUAUCGGGAUAUGAUCAGUGGCUUGUCCUAUGUUCAGCGCAGACAGCAUUCCAACCCCAUCAUGGGGCAGAUGGGGAUAGCGGUGGAGGGCCACGAAGGUGUUCGGCCUGGGAGGACGAACGAGGAGUCGGAUCGGACGCAUCCUAGCCGGCGCGACUUGGUUCCGGGAGUCACGCUGGGACAGAUGAGCCGCUACGGACCUUGGAAAAGAUGGAUUGAUAUUUACACCAGGGGACCCCAAGUCAUCCACUGGCAGGCAUCUGUUCCGCACGCUUGGCUCCAGUUGUCAACCACGGCUGGCACCCUCGAUCCCGAUGGAGAUGACGCCCGAAUCGAGGUCACGGUCGACUGGGAUCAGGUCCCUGACACUUUUGACGAGGAAGUUCUGGUCGAUAUCCGUUCUGAAGAGGGCGAUUUCGAACAGGUCCACCUUCCAAUCACGGCAAGACGCGUUCCCGAAUCAUUCCGAGGCGGUUUCGCCGAGACGGACGCAUGUGUCUCGAUUCCUGCGGCCCACCAACCUCAGCCAGGGUUUCGAGUCUUUCCCGAGUGCGGGAGGACGGCGGCGGGCGCAAUCGCCGCUGUACCAAGCGAGAUUGAAGCCUCACCGCAGCUGGAUUACAGGUUUUACACAUUUUCGCAAGUCGCCGAACCAGCCUUGUUGCUGUACUUCAACAUGACUCUCGAUCUCGACCCGGCUGACCCGAUGACCUACGAGAUCCAAGUGGACGACGGCCCUGGCCAGACGCAUCGGUUGCUGCCGACGACGGUUGACCUACCUGACGGAUGGUUCCACGCCGUGCAAGACUGCACCUGGCUGCGGGACCACGACCUUGGCGGAUCUGGCUUCGAACCCGGUGAGCACAGCGUCAGGAUCAGGCUGAGACAUUCGAAUCUGAUUUUGGAGAAGUUGGUGGUUGACCUUGGUGGAGUGAAGGAGAGCUACCUGGGGCCGCCGCCGAGCGCGUACAUUCCUUGA